AUGGCAAUAAAACAACUUUCUCAAGAUACCAAGUGGAAAAUUGUUGCAAGUUCAUACAUAUUUGAUCCCACUUCAGCAAUUAAAGAAUUAGUGGAUAAUAGUAUUGAUGCACAUUCAAAAACUAUAUCGAUUGAUGUGGAUUCUAAAACAGGUGGUUGUGAGUAUAUAUGUGUUCGAGAUGACGGUGAGGGUGUCCUAAUAGAAGAUAGAUCAAUGAUGUGUUUAAAUCAUUCCACUUCAAAGAUUCAAAAUAUAUUAGAUAUUGGUAUGACUUCGAACUUGGGUUUUAGAGGCGAAGCGUUAUUUCUCUUAAGUACUUUGGUUGCCAAUAAUGGCUCACUGGAAAUUAUAACUAGAACAAAAUACGAUAAUAUUGCAGAACGUUGGUUAGUCGACAAGAAAGGGGCUAUUAUUCCUAAAUCUAGAAGAAAGAUCCCUGCCCCUACAGGUACCACAGUUAUUAUAAAAAAUUUACUGGGUGGACUACGUGCAAGAUAUAUAGAGUUACAAGGUAGAGUUGAUAAAACUGUAACAAGCAUAUCCAACUUAGUUAAUCAUUACAGUUUAUCAUUCAGAAAUAUAAGAUUUGUUUUUUCGUUGGUAUCACUUUCAAGAAAUGGGUUUGCUUCUAACAAGCAAUUAUAUAGUUCGAUAAACUCAAAUAUAUCCAGAGUAAGACUGCUUUCAAGCAUGGCUUCUUUAAGAAAACCAGUUGAAUUGAAUUUUUGGUAUAAAGAUAAUUUUAUUAUUAAUAAUCUUUUCAGCAUUGAUUAUAUAUUGCCAAAUAUGUUACCCGAGAUGGAAAUAAUUAAUAAAAAAAAACAGCUCAAAUUUGUUAGUAUAAAUCAACGUCCAUUAUCAAUUAAGUUAGAUUUUGGUCAAAGGGUUAAUAAAUCACUAAAUAAAAUUUACAAAAAUUUUGACCUUUUGGAACCUCAUGUUUGGUAUAUUAAUUUUAAUUGUUCAGGAAAUUUAAUCGACAUAAAUAUUGAACCGGCGAAAAAUAAUGUACUGAUAAAUAAUAAAGAAGUCAUAAUGAAUGAUUUUGAACAAGCUAUUACUUCAAUAUUAGAAAGCAAACUAAACUCUGAAUAUAGGAAAAUACAUAUUUCUCCUUUUGAAAAUGGUUCAAGAGACAAAAAUGUCCAACAACAAGUAGAGGGGAACCAAUUAGAUAGGGAAGACCAUAAGACUCGUUCAACCGAAUUAAUGGUUUUGGAUUUGGAUUUGGAUUUGAACCCAGAUACUACAUCACAUACUAAUGAGAAUGAUACCAAGCAAGUAAAAGAAGUUAGUUUAUUCAAUAAUGAUAUAUCUAUAGAUUCUACAACAGUAAUUAAUGAAGAUUAUGAUGAAGGUAGUGCUGUAAAAAAGAAUAUAAGCACAACAAACUCUGAUUCCUUCUUAUCAGACAAUAGAGAUAGUUGUAGCAGUAGCAACUGGGGAAAACUUUGGUUCAAUCAAGUAGAAUUUAUGCAGGAUAAAAGUGAUAAAAUUAAAGGUGUAAGUCAAUCACGAGAUAGUGUAUCUUUGCCAUCUUCAUUAACUAAUAAUUAUAAACAAGCUAGCUAUCUUAAUGAUGAUGAUUUAAAAUUAGCUAAAGACAUCUCACUAUCUAAUCCCAUAACAAUUUCAAAACUCAAAAGACCAAACAACUUAGAAAAUAUGAAUGAACAAAUGAAAGAAAGAAAAAUAAAUUCAUCGGGUAGGACUACUUUUACUAAUAAUCUUCACAUAUCAGCCAAGGAAGAUUUUCAAAAAAAUUAUAAUUCUAGAAUUAAUCAAGAUGGUAAGAUCUCAUCAUCAUUUAUUCCUAAAAGAGAUUUGAAAAGGCAUCUAUCUUUAUAUUCAGAAUAUACAAAUAGUUAUUCGACCAAAUGUAUCUACAUGUUCUCUAGAAACCUGAAUAAUUAUGAGGAAAAAUGGGAUAAAAGAAUUACUGUUGCACUAUCCAAUUCACUAGUUGCAAUGUUAUCUGAGAUUAGCAAUUUAUCAAGUAAUGAGGUGAUAAAUUCUUUGCAGAAAACUGACUAUGGUUGGUACAUGUUAAAGGGGACAGAAGAUAGACAAACUGAUCCCACAAUUUUUGACAAAGCUUGA
Arxiozyma heterogenica is the source of this 2100-nucleotide messenger RNA. RefSeq names its product mismatch repair protein MLH2 (gene MLH2). The transcript has a single exon. Lineage: Eukaryota; Fungi; Ascomycota; Saccharomycetes; Saccharomycetales; Saccharomycetaceae. Gene Ontology annotation, biological process: mismatch repair. Gene Ontology annotation, cellular component: MutLalpha complex. The coding region runs from base 1 to 2100 and encodes 699 amino acids. Gene Ontology annotation, molecular function: ATP binding; ATP hydrolysis activity; ATP-dependent DNA damage sensor activity. The record is from RefSeq and is a predicted model, not a curated record.